Zophobas morio is the source of this 3705-nucleotide messenger RNA. RefSeq lists its product as uncharacterized. Bases 330 to 3611 code for a protein of 1093 amino acids. Gene Ontology annotation, molecular function: serine hydrolase activity. NCBI's taxonomy places the organism in Eukaryota, Metazoa, Arthropoda, Insecta, Coleoptera, Tenebrionidae. The record is from RefSeq and is a predicted model, not a curated record. The transcript is spliced from 15 exons.
AAGGUGUAUAUUACGUUGUCUGACUAUAGUUAAUUGUAACUGAAACCGUUUAGUGUAUAAUGUUGCACAGUGUAAAUGCAACGUAUUUCCAGUGUUACCGAUAUUUCGUUGCUAUCAACAAAUCACAUAAAUAGAUAUACACUCAGCACAAAAUUAUGAGGUGUCUGUGAAUAAUACACUGCCAUCAGAGUGGAAGUUAUUGAUUUCGUACUUCAUGGUCAAGGUCGUUUUCUAGUGGAUCAGUGGAUGUCCUAAAUUAUAACGAAACAUAUACAUCUGUCGAAGAUCUUGUUAUUCUGUUUUUCAUCAAGCAUAUAUUCGUCUGCAGAAUGGAGGACCCAGUGGUGCAAAUUAAACAAGGAAAAUUGUUAGGAUCAAUAUGCAGGGACAUGAAUGGAAAUGCUUUUUACAGUUUUAGAGGAAUUCCUUAUGCACAACCACCGCUAGGAAAACUAAGAUUUAAGGCACCAUUACCGCCUUUACCGUGGCAAGGCAUUUUUAACGCUAUCCAAAACGGCAACUGCUGUUUCUCAGCAGAUGUUUUUGAAAAAGUAUAUGUCGGAUCCGAAGACUGUUUGAAUUUAAACGUGUACACACCACAUUUACCAAGAAAUGGUAGAAAUUUGUUGCCCGUCAUGGUAUGGAUUCAUGGGGGUGGUUUCAUAUGUGGUUCAAACAACUCAGAUAUGUAUGGUCCUGAGUUUCUUAUAACAGAAAAAGUUGUUAUAGUGUCAAUAAACUACCGAAUAGGACUACUAGGAUUUUUAAGUUUAAAUGAUCCAUCAGCAGGAGUUCCUGGUAAUAGCGGGUUAAAAGACAUGGUGAUGGCCUUAAAGUGGGUGCAAGCGAACAUACAACAAUUUAAUGGAGAUCCUAAAAAUGUUACUAUAUUUGGGGAAAGUGCAGGUGGUGUGGCAGUUCACUUGUUAGUAUUAUCACCAAUGGGUCAAGGUUUAUUUCACAAAGCCAUAGCUCAGAGCGGAUGUGCACUAAAUCCAUGGUCCAGAGGCAGAAAAGCAGACAAAGAGAUAUUCGCCGCCUUUGGAUGUGAAGGAAAAAGCGAUUUAGAGUUUUUGGAACAUCUGCAAAACUUAUCUGUACAAAAAUUGCUCCAAAACCAAUCUAAAAUCGACUACUUUAUAGAGCCUGCCGCAUUAAAUGUGUAUGGAGUAGUUAUAGAGAGAACAUUUGAACAACAAGGGGAAGUACCGUUCAUGUGUGAAGAUCCACUCGAUAUAAUUUUAUCAGGAAAUUUUAGUAAAGUGCCUUUCAUCUUGGGUUGUACAAAUUUAGAAGGUUUGGUUGUUAAUACUUAUCGACCUAAAAGAACAGCAAACAUGCUAAAUGAUCCUGAAUCGAACUUGCCACAUUUUCUUGGUUAUAAACGUGGUGCACCAGAAAGUCAAAUUGUGGCACAUAAAGUUCAGGAGUUUUAUUUUGGAAAUAAGAAACCGGGUCAAAGUACUCGAGAUCAGCUAUACGAUAUGGUAACCGAUCACACGUUUAUGUAUGGAAUUUAUGCAUCUAUUAGACUUCAUACUAGGAAUUCAGAUUCACCAAUAUAUUUUUAUAGAAUGUCCAUAACAACAUCUCUCAAAUUUCUUCAAGCAUUAAUGCAAGUAGAUAGAGAAAAGGGAGCAGCGCAUGGUGAUGAUGUGGCUUAUUUGUUUAAAACCAUAUUUACCCCGUCACUGUCACAAGAUUCAAUCGAAUAUAAGUUCAUAAGAACAUUUGUUAAGUUGUGGACCAAUUUUGCGUACUACGGAAAUCCAACUAAAAAUGUUUCUUCAAUCAUGUGGAAAGAAGCCACGAAAGAGACAAUUGGAUUUCUCGAAAUAGAUAGAAACUUAUCGUUUCAACCUAGAUUUUUUCAUAAAAGUAUAUUGUUUUGGGAUAAAAUAUUCUCUGAAAGUCCAUUAGGCCAAAAAUUUGCAAAGAUUCCAUCUAAAUUUAUUUAUUUUUUUUACUUACGUACUUUUCCUAGCAUGGAGGAACCAGUAGUUCAAAUAAAACAAGGAAAAUUAUUAGGAACGGUGUGCAAGGAUAUGAAUGGAAAUGCUUUUUACAGUUUUAGGGGGAUUCCCUAUGCACGACCACCUCUAGGAACACUAAGAUUUAAAGCACCACUACCGCCUUUACCAUGGGAAGGAAUUUUUAACGCUACACAAAACGGUAAUUCCUGCUUCUCAAUAGAUCUUUUUAAAAAAGUACCGAUCGGGUCUGAAGAUUGUUUGAAUUUAAAUGUUUAUACGCCAAAUUUAUCAAUAAAUGGUAGAAAUUUGUUGCCCGUCAUGGUAUGGAUUCAUGGGGGUGGUUUUUUAAGUGGUUCAAACAACUCAAACCUAUAUGGUCCUGAAUUCCUUAUAACAAAAAAAGUUGUUAUAGUGUCAAUCAAUUACAGGCUAGGACUGCUAGGAUUUUUAAGUUUAAAUGAUCCAUCAGCAGGAAUUCCUGGUAAUGCCGGGUUUAAAGAUAUGGUUAUGGCCUUAAAAUGGGUGCAAGCCAACAUAGAGCGAUUCAAUGGAAAUCCUAAGAACGUUACUAUAUUUGGAGGAAGCGUAGGCGGUGGGGCAGUUCACUUGCUGAUGUUGUCACCAAUGGCUGAAGGUCUGUUUCACAAAGCCAUAGCUCAGAGUGGAUGUGCACUAAAUCCAUGGUGCAGAGCCAGAAAAGCAGAUGACGAUGUGUAUGCCGUCUUUGGAUGUGAAGGAAAAUCCGAUUUGGAGUUUUUGGAACAUCUACAAAGGUUAUCUGUACAAGAACUACUCAAAAAGCAAUCUAAAAUCCAGUACGUAGUACAACCCAACGCUACAAAUGUGUAUGGAUUAGUCAUAGAGCGACCAUUUGAGCAACAAGGGGAAGUACCGUUCAUGUGUGAAGAUCCGUUGGAUAUAAUUUUAUCGGGAAAUUUUAGUAAAGUGCCUUUAAUCAUGGGUUAUACAGAUUUAGAAGGCUCAGUUGUUGAUAGUUACCGACCAGAAAGAUCAUUGGACAUGGUAGACGAUCCUGAAUCUAACUUGUCGCGUUUUCUUGGUUAUAAACGUGGUACACAAGAAAGUCGAAUUGUUGCACAAAAAGUUCAAGAAUUUUAUUUUGGAAACAACAAACGUGAUCAAAGUGUGCAAGAUCAGAUUUAUAGUGUAGUGACCGAUCAUGGGUUUCUUUAUGGAAUUUAUGCAGCUAUUAGACUCCAUGUCAAAAGUUCACAUUCCCCUGUCUACUUUUAUAGAAUGUCACUGGAAACCUCCUUGAAAUUUCAUCAAGUAUUAACGCAAAAAGAUAAAGGGAAGGGAGCAGCGCAUGGUGAUGAUGUAGCUUACUUGUUUAAAACUAUAUUCACACCUCCACUGUCGCCAGACUCGGUAGAAUAUAAAUUCAUCAGAAUAUUUAUUAAAUUGUGGACAAAUUUUGCGUAUUACGGAAAUCCAACGAAAAAUCUUUCGUCAGUUAUUUGGGGAAAAGCGACAAAUGAACAAAUUGGGGUUCUUAAAAUAGACAGAAAGUUAUCAUUUCAGCCUAGAUUUUUUCAUAAAAGUGUGGCAUUCUGGGACAAAAUAUAUGCUGAAAGUCCAGCAGGACAAAAAUUUGCGAAGUUUUCUUAUAAAUACUAACAAACUGGUCCAUUAGUGGAUAAAAGUAUAUGUCACUAAACCACUUGAAAAAAUUUACUAUGUUGCUUAUUGUGAACAAAACCAUAAUUCUUUU